Molecule: messenger RNA, 1138 nt
Organism: Baudoinia panamericana UAMH 10762
Lineage: Eukaryota; Fungi; Ascomycota; Dothideomycetes; Mycosphaerellales; Teratosphaeriaceae
Exons: 4
Coding region: 1-1029 (342 amino acids)
Source: RefSeq, a predicted model, not a curated record
AUGUCAUUUGGUCCCAACCUCAACAAGACUGGAAUCAUUGCGGCCAGCUGGAUCAUACGUGGACUUCAGAAACCGCCACGAGAUGUCAUCAAGUCAAAAGUGCAAAGCCAGACCGGCUCGAUGCAUUUUUCUGUAAAGACCGCGCUGACACCUCCGACCAAUUCUUUCUUACAUAAGGCGUUCACGAGUGCUCCUGGAUCCGACAACCCUCACGUGCUGAUCGACGUUCAAAUGUGGACACAGUGGUACAAAGUACAGACUGGCCCGGCCGGCGUCACUCCGGCCGCAACCCGAUCGUCUCCUGAUGCAAAUGUAGCCGUACGCUGCGCGACACACUCGACGCGCCUUCACGAGAGUGCGUUGGCAAUUAUAGGACCUUGUCUCGUGCAUCAUCCCAACAGCCAUCGACGAAGCACUGCCAUGGCGUGCUUUCCCGGUCCAAUGAUGCCGAUGCCAAUGCCGAUGCCUGGCAUGAUGGGUGGACUACCUGGCACGAUGGGAGGACUACCUGGUGCCGGGCGAAGGCCAAGAGGCUUAGGCGGACCAUCUUUCGGCAUGAACCCGAUGUUUGGCCGUGGACUGCCAAUGGCAGGUCCCUUUGGCAGUGGAAGCCCGUUCGGCCCAUCGGGCAUGUUUGGGGCGGGAGGCGGUGGUCCUUUCGGCGGCGGAGGGCCGUUCGGCGGACCCAUGGGCAAUUUGCCUUUGCCGAUGAUGCCGGGUAUGCCGGGUAUGCCGGGCAUACCUGGCAUGGUGGGAGAAAUGGUGCCUGGAAUCAUGGCAGGAUGCGGUGUUGGUGGCGGCUUGGGCAGCGGUAUGGGUAUGGGACCGAUGAUGGGAGUCAUGGGAAUGGGACCGAUGAUGGGAGGAGUGGGCAUGCGACCGCUCAAUUCACGUUGGUUCGACUACAUUGUCGACAAUGACGAGGAGCGGGACGAAGAUGACGAAAAUCCACUAGACUACUUCUCGUAUUACUACAAGAGAAUGAAUCGCGAGAGGAGGAGAAGGCGGCGCCUAUGGGAUGUUGAGUAGGUAAGUCGAAUGGAUGUGUUUUCCAUCUAUCGCUUUCAGACAUCACUGACGCAGCGAGUCCGCAGCAACCUGAGAUUAUCACCAGGUGUGCAGAGGUGGGCAGGAGGCC